AUGAGAAAGAGGUUCAAAGUGUGGGUAUACAGAGAAGGAGACGAUCCCAUCUUCCAUAACGGACCCAUGAAAGACAUCUACUCCAUCGAAGGCCAAGUGAUUGAUGAGCUUGAUACCAGUGGGAAAAGCCCUUAUUCAGCUCAUAGUCCCGACGAGGCCUCUGUUUUCUUCCUCCCUUUUAGUGUCACCAAAGCUGUUCUGUAUCUUUACCCUAUCCCUCGUGCUCACUACCAGCGCUAUCACCUCCAGAAUGUGGUCACCGAUUACAUUUCCAUAAUUUCUCACAAGUAUCCGUACUGGAACAGAAGCAGGGGAGCUGAUCAUUUCUUCAUAGGCUGCCAUGAUUGGGGACCAGAUGUUUCAGCAGCAAGCCCUCUACUAUACAGAAACGUAAUUAGGGUCCUCUGCAAUGCCAACACUUCAGAAGGAUUUAAUCCAACAAGAGAUGCCACAUUGCCAGAAAUCAAAAUUCAAGUAGAAUCUCUGGAGAUACCUUCCCUUGGACAAAGCCCUGGCAACCGUUCCAUCUUUGCUUUCUUUGCUGGUGGCAAUCACGGAGACGUAAGAUCCUUACUCUUUGAAUCCUGGUACAACAAGAAAGAUACAGAUAUCCAAGUUCACAGUUACCUUCCUGAAAAUUUGAACUACUAUGACUUGAUGGGCCGUGCAAAAUUUUGCUUGUGCCCCAGUGGAUGGGAAGUAGCAAGCCCCAGAGUGAUCGAGUCUAUAUAUGCAGGUUGUGUUCCUGUAAUUAUUUCUGAUAACUAUGUCUUGCCAUUUAGUGAUGUUCUUGAUUGGACAAGAUUCUCUAUUCAUAUUCCGGUGGCUGAUAUACCUCAUAUAAAAACAAUCCUGAAAAAAGUUUCAUAUAAUGACUACUUGCAAAAACAGAAGCUACUGAAGGAUGUACAGCGUCAUUUUACAAUCCACAGACCGGCUCAACCAUUUGAUUUACUGGACAUGGUUUUCCAUUCCAUCUGGCUACGCAGGCUGAAUUUAAAAAUAUUAGGAACUUGA
Daucus carota subsp. sativus is the source of this 1017-nucleotide messenger RNA. RefSeq names its product probable glycosyltransferase At5g11130. The transcript is spliced from 2 exons. The coding region runs from base 1 to 1017 and encodes 338 amino acids. Gene Ontology annotation, molecular function: glycosyltransferase activity. NCBI's taxonomy places the organism in Eukaryota, Viridiplantae, Streptophyta, Magnoliopsida, Apiales, Apiaceae. The record is from RefSeq and is a predicted model, not a curated record.